Molecule: messenger RNA, 1611 nt
Organism: Emiliania huxleyi CCMP1516
Lineage: Eukaryota; Haptophyta; Isochrysidales; Noelaerhabdaceae
Exons: 2
Coding region: 1-1611 (536 amino acids)
Biological process (GO): malate transport
Source: RefSeq, a predicted model, not a curated record
AUGAGCAAAGGGGAUAGCAGCACCCCCACGCCGCUGCACGGCGAUGGCACAGCAACGUCUACGCCCCCGCUCGACGCUCCACUGCGUGCAUCGGCCCGCUGGAGGCAGCUGCGGUACGCCCGGCGGAUCCGCAGCACCCGGCGCGGCGGCGAUCAGCGCGUCAUCACCGAGGACGGCCGCUACCGUUCGACUGCCGUGAGGCUGCGUCGGAUCCACGCGCUCAAGACAGCGUUCGCCGUCCUCAUCGGCGCCGCGCUGACGCUGAUCAACCCGGUCGAGGAGAUCACCAAGGGCACCGGCGUUUGGGCAGUGAUCACCACAAUCGUCGUCAUGCAGACGCAGACCCUCGGCUCCACCACGCACAAGACGCUCAACCGAGUCGUCGGGACCACCUUUGCUGCCGGAGCAGCGCUCGUGUGCGGACUUCUCGUAAACAUGCUGCCCUCCGUUUGUUUUAACCGCGACCCCUCGCCCCUCGCCUCGGUCUUUGUCGGCGCCUCCAUCUUCGCCUACACUGGCGCAGCAACCUUUCUGGCCUCCAGCAAGGCGUGGGCGAGUUGGAGCUACGCGCUCUUCCUCUCCGCGCUCACCUUUGACUUUCUACUCAUCCUCGAGUACCGAGACGACUUCCAGUCUGGCGUCUACCGCGUUGUCAUGAUCCUCGUCGGCGCGCUCAUCGCGAUGGUCGUCACGGCACUUCCUCCUCGGAUCCUGGCGUCGAGAGAACUACGAGGCAUCCUUGCUGACAAUCUGCUCGACGCGGCUCAGGCGAUGAGCAGCGUGGUUGGCGCCUUCUGCUCCGGAUCGAGAUUGGCUCGCAUCUCCCAGAUCUGUGACGACCCGGAGAUUGAGUGCGACAUCCACGCCACGUACCAGCAGAUCAUCAGCUCGCGGCCCGCGUACGAGGCGGCGGUGUCGGCGGCGGAGUGGGAGGAGUGGGAGCUCGGCGGCGGCGGGGACUGGGCGACCUUUCGCGACGUUGGAACCCAUAUGCGGCGCUUCAUCUACUCCGUCGUGACGCUCGACGAGUACACCCGUCAUCCCGUCAAUGGCUCCGCCGGGGCCUCGCGCACCCACUUCUCUGAGCUGCUCGCCGGCCCGCUGACCGAUCUCACCGCCGCCGUCGCGAAGCUGCUGCGCGCCAUUGCCGCGACUGUGGAGCACGGCCAGGGGUCGGGGCGGGAGGCCACGUCCCGUUUGAACUGCGGGUGGCCUGUCUUCCGAGAGGCGCCGCCGGGACGGCCGUCGCGGCGAGGCAACACGGAGGAGGCGCCGACGCGGGACGAGGAGCAGGCGAGCGCUGCGGCCGGGGUCGAGCGCGCCUCGGCGGCGCUCGCGCAACAGCUGGCGCAGUUUUGCCGCGCCGCGAUGGCGGGUCUGCCCACCGAGGAGACUCUGUGGCUGGCGACCUACAUCGCCUUUGUUCGCCAGGCCACGGAUGCGGCGGGCCGGCUCCUCCAGCUCCACCGCAGCACCGAGAGAGCGGUGCGCAGGAUUGGAGGCGGCAGUGCAGCGCAAGGGGUGGAGAGCGUGCACGGGGGAGACGUGUGCGUGGUGCAAGUACGGUCAGACGACGACGACGGCUACAACGAGGCGGCGGCGGUGCGAUGA